UAUGCCAAACAAAGUUCGAAAUUUCUGGACGAAACAGAAGUUUGAGCAAGUUCUCAAGCACGGAUCCCUGCCAUUUGCUGGUUCUGUACCGCGAAGAAGUUGCCAUUAUUGAGAAACAAGAAACUCGAGUAUCUUUUCGGCGGUAAUCAUUACUGAACUUCAGUAACGACUACUAGUUUAAAUUUUGGGCUUGACAAUAAUUUUCUGGGCUUGAACAGUAAUUUGGAACACGUCUUUCCUUGAUUAAAUGGAUGAACCAGCCGAAGAGGGAUUUACUGAAAAGGAGAAUGACUCUUUUACUUCAGUCGCGACAGAAAAAACCCAUAUUACAGAAAGCGAUGGAGAUGAUGCAACCUCAGGCAAGGAAGUAAACGAAGCACUGCCAGAAGACAAAGAAUCAGCUUACAAAGAACCUGAUGCAUUAGAAAAUGACAGUGAUCCUGAAGAAGAAAAACAGGAUACAGAUUGCGCACAACUAGAGAUACCCAGAGGUGGAGAUCAAGACAUCAUUAAAGGUCUCGAGGAUGAUGUUGCGACAGCGUUUGUAGAAAAUGAUGCUGACUUGGCCACCGGUGGCUUGCUCGACCAUGAAAUGUCAGCAGCGGAGAUCGAUGGAGAUGAAAAGGAUUCAAGACAAGAAACAGACGGAUUUUCAGUGGAAGAGAAAAUAUCUGGCAUAACUGACCCAGAAUCGUCAAAUGAGCUCGAAUCUAAACCUCAGGGUUCUGUAUUGGAGGAAGAUUUGCCUACUACUUCAGGCAGGGAUCUACAGGACACCUAUUUACUAACUGAGCAUGAGGAUGUGGCAGACAAAAAUCAUCAACAAAAACAAGAAGAAGAUGAAGAUAUCUCGGUAAUGCCAAUAGAGUUGGAUGAGAGUAUGGAUGAAUUUCAAAAAUCUGAAACCUUCAAAAUGGUGGAAGAUAGCACCUUAGAAAAAAAAGAUUCAAACUUCCAUGACGACCAGGAGAAUGAAGACCGUAGCAUAGUCGAAAAGGAGAUUGUAACCGAUAAUCUUGAUGAGAGUAAGGAUGAAUUUCAAAAAUCUGAAACCUCCAAAAUCGUGGAAAACAGCACCUUAGAAAAAAAAGAUUCAAACUCCUAUAACGACCAAGAGGAUGACGAGGAGAAUGAAGACCGUAGCAUAAUCGAAGAGAUUGUAACCGAUAAUCCUGACAGGUAUUUGCAACAACAUGAUAACAACUUCGAACAAAACGCUCAGGUAAACAAUACUAGUGAAGUGGAGGAUGCACCUUCACAUAUUGAUGGCGAGGGAAGCGAAGGGACCACAGAACACUUUGAUGACGUCGAAGGCCGGGAAAGUGGUUUUCAGGAAGGACAGGAGAAUUAUGACGAUGAGGAAAACCGAUCAAUUCCAGAAGCGGUUGAACGAGAUGGACUUAAAGAUGAGGAGAAAAGGUCGGAAAUGGACAAUGUUUCAUUGCAUUCUGAAAUACACGACGAUGAAGGCGCUCUUGCGCGAGAUGAGGUACAAGAUAGUCAUUCAAAGGAGAGGGCCACUUACGAGUCUUAUUUGGAAGACGACUUCCUUGCAAACGAUAGAGUUUCAGGCGGUUUCUAUGGUGAUGAUGACUUAUCAUCGAUAUUUUCCGAUGACGGUCGCGACAUGUCAAACAUACUUCAAGAAAACAGGAUCCUGAAAGAGGCCAUGAGCCAGCUUAGGAACGAUAACCCCGAUGGAUUCAACGACACCGUCAGCGAAACUUCAGAUGAAAUUGAUGAUUUUCAUUCGUACCCGUACGGAACAGGUACCGACCAUAAAUUGCAGACCAGCAAGUGGAUGGCGGACAAAGACUUAAGCGACGCAAGGAUCAAUGAGAUGUUACGAGAGAAGAGGGAUAACCAGGCAAAAAUACGACAGAUUGAGAGAGAAAAAGCGAUCUUUGAACGAAGAUAUAGGCAGGACAAAAUAGAAAGGGACUUCCUCGAGGAAAGAUUCAAUUUAAAGUCCUCUCAACUCGAGGACGAAAUAAGGAAUUUAAAACAAGAAAACCAACGGCUAAAACGAGGAAAUACACAAGGAAAAGUUACGACUUCAAGUCUUGGAGUAAAGAGUUUUGAAAGCUCAAAAGAACCAGGAAUUGCCUCCCUAAGUGAUGAUAAUAAUGGCCGCUCACCCGGGCAAAAUGGCUACGCUUUAGAUAUCGCCAUCUUGGCAAAAGAAAAUGAGAAAUUAAGUGAAAUAAUAGACCACCUGCAAGACGCCCCCAUGAGUGAUCCACUCAACGACUUCGUUGAGAAUUUGGACAAAUAUGUUCCCAAAGAAGAAUACGUGAAGCUAGAAAAGGAAAAGCUUAAGUUAGAAACAGCAUUAAGGGAGAAGGAACGGAUGUUGAAGGAUCAGGAGAGAUUGAUGGAAGAGAUGAAAUUUGACUUAGAGGAAGAAAUGGAAAUCCUGAAAGACAACCUGAAAAAGGCAGAAAAUAAGAACAAAGAGAAAGCCAAAUUAUUGAGUCAGAAUGACAUUAAGAUAGUGGAUAUCAAAGCUAAGUUUACAGAAAAAGUAAGCAAGCUCGAGUCUAAAUUAGAACAAGAAGUUUUUAAGAAAGAAAAACUUGAGUCGGUUAUUGUCAAUCUGAAGAAGUGCAACAACAGCUUUGAAAAAGAAAUCCAUGACAUGAAUAAUCGAGUUGAAAAACUACAAAAACAAGAACUGGAGGUGGAAGCCAAGACUCGUCGAAAAAUGGAGGACUUGCAAGAACGCUUGAGAAAAGAAACAGAGGAAAAAAACAAGCUCAGUCGAAAUGUCGAAGCUCUACUACAAGACUUAAUGCAUUUGAAAAGUAAAAUGCUUGAAGAUUCGGAGAAGCACGCCAAAGAAAAAGAACUGUUGAGAGAAUCGGUUGAAACUGAGAAGGCAAGAAUAAUUGCAGGACGAGAGAACGAAAACUGGCGACUGAAGGCUGAACUGGAUGAGGAGAGGAAAAGAAAUGAACAGCUAAUCAGAAGAAUGGCAGAUAUUCCAAGAGAAACGAUCGCUUCUGUAAUGGAAAGCACGACGGAGUCGGGUAUUUUUGAGGGUGCUUUCAAUGACAUGGAACCAGAAGGUCUUUUAGAGAGCACCAUACAAGAAAAGCAGUAUAACGAGCCAGAGAGGGAUAACAUUGUUUCCGACAUGAAUGAAGGCCGCGCUAAAAGUGAAGAACGGUCAUGGAAUAGUACCACACUCACAGAAGAUAACAGCGGUGACACCAACAGACUGCAGAAGAAAGUCUUGGAAGUAACAAAAUACAACAGCAUUAUGAAGCGAAGAAAUAAAGAGAUAGAAGAAGAGAACAUCAAUUUGAAGGAAAAGAUAGAGAGAGUAGGUAGAGAUGUGACUAAGAUGAGAGAACUCGAGGAUAAAAACGAAGAGCUACAAGAAGAAAUUGCUCGAAACAUAAAGAAGCGAAGCGAAAUGCAAAAGAAACUGGACGACAUGAUUGAAGAAAUCGAUGACAUCACCAAAAAUCUGAAUAAAGUAGAAGGGAAUAAUGCCUAUCUCAGCGACGAAGUUGAACGGCUAACAAAGAAGAUCAAAAUGAUGGAGGAAGAGUUUGCCGAUGAGAAGUCCAAAUUAACAUCAUCUAUGGAACUGAACAAGAAAAACGCAAUCGAUGAAACUGAAAGACGUCUGGAAGAGCAAAAGGCAAGAGGCAAGAAACUGGACACUGAAAUAGAAGAUCUCCAAUGCGAUAUAAGGACUCUUAAAGACGCAAAAAGGGCAGCAGAGGAGAAAUAUGUGAACGACACGAAAGAACUCGUUGAAAGGCAUAAUUCGGAGCUGGCUAAAGAACGAGAAAGGUACCGACAACUGCAGGAUGAGUUGAAUAACAACGCUGGAGCUGUUCGAAGGGUAACUGAGGAAUGGGAACAGAUGCUCCGAAGUGCUGUGUCCAGAUACGAAGACGACCUGCAGAAGAAUGAAGAUGAACGAAGGAAGUUGGCAGAUGAGUUUCAACGCCAGAAGGAGGCCAUGAAGUCUCGAUUUGAGAAAGAAAAAGCCAAGUUGGAACAACGCAUUAUAGAAAUUGAAAGAAAUGCAAGAUCACCACCAGACGCCAUUAGUAGUUAUCAAGAUCUACAAAUAGACCUCUUCUAUGACCAAGCACCUCAGGAAGGUUAUAGUGAGGACGAAAAUUAUGCCAUAAGAGAUAUUGCCGAGGCAAAUGACAAAAUAAAAGGUCUUCAAAACGAGAAGCAGAAACUUGAACAGAAACUAGCUCAAAUUCAUAAGCAGUACGAAAAACAAAAAACUGAUUUGGAAAAAAGACAGCGAGAGGAAACGCAGAAGCUCGAGGAGGCACUGAAAGAGGAUUUCAAAAGAAGAAUGGAAGAAAACAAGAAAUACUAUGAAGACCACUUAGACGAUAUCCGACGAACACACGAGAAAGAGGAGGCAGAACUAGCUGAAAGAUUUAAAAAGGAGAAAAAAGAGCUGGAAGAGAAAAUAAAACAAGAUUUUUCGAAUAAUUUGUCUUCUAGGAGCACUGGUCUUGAAAACAAAAUACAAGAUCUCGUUUCUCAGAAAGUACAAGAGCAAAAAGACAUAGCAAAGAAAACGGAAGAAAAAUACAACACGGCACUUGCACAAAUGAAAACUAGGGUAAAAGAAAUGCAGAGUGAAAGGAAUGAAAUGAAAAGAAGAUUCGAAAGAGAAAAGAAUGUAUUGGAGGCCACGAUACAGGCAUUAACGAAAGAGCUUGAAAAAGGAAAACAGGAAAAGAAGGAUCUAAAAAAGAAACAGAAGAAAGACAAAGCAGAAAUGGAGGAAGCUUUUGAAAAUGAAAAGAAAGAGAUGAGGCAGAUAUGGGAAAAGUGUAAACUUGACACAAUUAAUCAAAUCGAAGAAGAAUGGAUAGAAAAAGUGAAGAGUGAAAAUGCAAAAUCUGAAAUUUUAAGGGAAGAACUACGCGGAGAUUUUGAAGCAAGGAUGAAACAAAUGAAACUGAAGUUUAAAGCAGAAAAAGCAGAGCUUGAGAAACGGCUGGCAAACGCUACCUCUGAGGCUAACUCUCUUGCAGAAGCUAAGAAGGACAUGGAGGCCACCAUGGAAGAGGAUUAUAGGCGCAAACUGCAAAAGGAAAAAGAAAACAUUGAAAGCACACUACAAGGUCUCCGCCAAGAGAUAGCACGGCUGCGAGAGCACAGGAAACAACUACAAAGUCAAAUGUCUAACAGAGAAGGUCGCGCAAACGUCAGUGUUCCGUUAUCAAUGGAAAAUAAUGCACAAGUCUUAGCGAAGUUGGACAAUGAAUACCAGGAGCAGAUAAGGAGAGAAAAGGAACAUCACGAAGGCAGAAUGAGAGAAAUGGAGGAAGAGAUCGAAAAGCUCCAUGUCGAUCUUUCCCAAAUGAAGACCAAAGCCCGCCAAGAAAAAAGCAAGGUGAAAGCAGAAUUUGAAAGGGAAAGAGAAGAGAUGGAGGAGCAGUUCGAAAAAGAGAGGAGCGAGUGGCGGACGAGGAUGAAUUUUAUCGCAACGAUACAACCUGGGGGAUCACAAAGAAGAUCAGCUCACUUUGAGAGACGUUCACGCGAUCUGCGGGAGAGAGAAUUGUACCACAGCGAUAGAAAUCCUCACAGAAUGCAGCACAGUGGGGAAGCACGAAGUCAACAACAUUAUGAUGUGUUGUCUUCGACUGGGGAACUCUACAAGGCAAAAACGAUGAACGCAAAAUCGUUUCAAUUAAUCUUGGUGUGUGGACUUCGCUGGUACGUAGAUGCCACUGAAUAUCUAAAAUAUAUUUUCUCAUUUUUGCGUAGACGAUAUGGGGUAAAGACAAACACGAUGGAGAGUUCACAACAGAGUGUAGAAAAUUUGGAAGUUGAACUAGAAACGACAACUGGUAGCCUUGAAACACGCGCGCAAGAGAAUUAUCGACACGAAAUAGAAGACAUAGUGAGAGGAUUUAUUAUUGAGAAAGACAUUUUGGCCCAAAGCCAUGAAGAGGAAAUACGUCGGAUGAAAAAGAGCUUUGAUCUGGAAAGAAAACAACUUCUGCAUCAGCUGGAAUUGGACAAGGACCAAAUGAUAGAAACUUCAAGAAUAACAGAAUCCACAGCGAAUGGUGUCGCUUUCGCCGUUUCGGAUACAGUUUCUCACGACACCGGUCAAAUUCGCUCUUUUUCAGGCGCGGAGAGCUUAGCGGGCGCACAGCGGUUGGGAAGCUUUCAACCAGUUUCUAAUGGGGGCCAUGAUAUUUAUGAUGUGGAUUCCAAUUUAAUACGCGAAAUCGCGGAGGUAUAUCUACGAAUAAAUAAUGGUCCUUUGACCAGCCAGAUGCAUCCAGAACUAGACUUGGAGGAUAAAUAUGAGAGAGAAAGGGAGUCACUUGAGAGGACCUUCCACUUAGAAAAACGCGAGAUUAAGCGAAAAAUGGAGGAGGAAUAUCAACGCCGGUUAGAACAAGAAAGAAUGAAGUACGAGGCAAAUAUAGCCGAGAUGAAGACAACUGUUUCUGAGCUACAUUGGCAGAAGAGAGAAGCUGAAAACCACCUCCGUCACGAGAAGGAGAAAUGGGAAAUGAAUUCGGAAAGGGAUAAAAACGACAUCGAGAAAAAGUACUUGCAGAUGCUUCAAGAUACGCGACGAAAAUUGGACGAAAAGCAUGGUAGUGAGCUGGAGAAACAAAGAAAGAAAUACGAAGAAAACAUUUCUGACUUGCAGAUGGAUAUUUCGAAGUUAACGUUACAGCUGAAGGAGCUAAACGAUAAUUUGAAUCAAGAAAAAGACAUAAUAAUGACCAAGUUCGAAAGAGAGAUAAAAGAAAUGGAGCAGGCUUUUUUAGAGCAGAGAAGCUCCUUAAAGGCUAAUUUCGAGGCAGAGUUUGUGAUGCGUCUUGAAAAUGAAACUUCACUUCUCAAAAAUAUCAACGUAAAGCUGAAGGAAGACUUGGAAAUCAUGGAAAAAGAAAGAAAAGAAAUGGAGAAGAAGGGUAAAGAAGAACGACGAAAGCUUGAAGAAAGGUUUGAAGAGGAAAUAUCGGAAAUGGAGCAGAGGUACUCUGAAGAAAAACGAGCUUUGAAACUGAAACUCGAAGAGAGAUACCAACUUGGACUUGUCAGAGAAAAGGGAGAAUUAGAGGAAACAAUUCAAGAAAUGGGCGAGGAAAUCGCGCUUCUGAAACAAGAGAAUGCGCAGAUGGAACUCACAUACGCCGAGAGGCGGGAAGAACUUCGAAGGCAGUUGGAGAUGGAGAGGGAAGACAUGAGACGAAACAUUACCAUCGAAAGGGAAGAGGUGCGCAUUCGAAUUGAAAAUGAGUUAUCGCAGAAGUUGAUGCUGGAAAAAUCGACUCAAGGCGAUAUCUUCCAACAGCACGAGAGAGAUGCACUCUUACUUAAAGCUAAGUGCGAUGAUUUUGAGCGACAGAUGUCGGCACUGACCCAGGAGCGAGAUGUGUUGAUACGAGACCGUGCAAGGCUCGAGGAAAAUCUAAGAAGCAAGGAGAUACGUCUGACGGAUAUGAACGAUGGACGGAUUUCGAACGCAGAGGGGUGGGACAGUGGCGCCAAACUGAAGGAAAUAAUCCGUGAAAAGGACAAUGAACUGGCAGCUAUAAAGUACGAGAAUCAGCAACACGAACUGAGUCUGUCAGCGAUGAGACGUGAAAAGAAUGAUCUCCAAGACGAGAUAGCCAGCUUAAAGCGGCGAUUGUCUAACUCAACGGAGCUUUUUGACGUUAAAUUCGGAAGCAAUGAAAGCGGAAUGGCAUCUUUAGAGGAGAGUUUGAGAAGAAAGGAAGGCGAGGUGAGCUCUUUGCAAAGAGAGAAGUAUGAUCUUGAGAGUCGACUAUCAUCCAUACAGCGAAAAAAUGAAGAACUAGAAGAUGAAAUUGCAACACUGAGGCGCAAAAAGUUGGACGUUGAAGAUGAAAUCUCUGCUUUGAAACGAGACAAAGCUGAAUCUGACAGUCAAAUGGGAUCACUGAAGAGAGACAAAGCAGAUCUUGAAGACCUUAUCACCAAUCUAAAGAGAAAGCAAGGGGAAGUUGAAGACACCAUGUCUAUUAUAAAAAGAGAAAAGGCAGAACUUGAACAUGAGAUCUCUAUCCUAAAACGGAAUAACACGACGAUGGAGAUUGAGGUUCACAGACAGUUCAACGAUCAACGAGAGAGAUCCCGUACCACGCAUCGCGAUCACGUCACGCAAGACAAAAUAACGCCGAGCGCUACGAGAGAGACCCUCUUCCAAUCACAAGACAGCUUUAUUUUAAAUAAUGGCGAUCACGGUUCUGAUCUUGAUAGGGACGCUGAUAAAUUGCAAACGAAAGUGUCUGACUUGCUAAAGCAACAAAAGGACUUAGAAAGCGCCAUACGAAGAUUAAGCCAAGAAAAGUCUGACCUUGAGAGGGAUUUAAGAGUACAACUCGAGUGCCGAAGAAAUGUACUACAUCAAGCCAACGAAAGCCCUUUACAAGAAGAUGGCAAAGAGGACAUUUGGGUGUUGCAGAGACAAAAAGACGACUUGGAAAGGGUGAUAACCUCCUUAAAGAAAGAACAACUUAAACUAGAAAGUGCGGUUUCUCAGUAUCACAUACAAGAGACAAGUUUGGAAGGGAAAUUGAACGAGCUAAAGGAUCACAAGGCGAAGAUGGAGCUGGAAAUCCAAGCACUGAACCACAAGAAACAAACGAUUCAAAAAACGAUUGACGUUCAUCAGAGAGACAAACGAGAGGUAGAUGGGAAAAGAAAGUUGCUUUCUGGGAUCCCUCGACUCAAGACUGAUAGAACUCAGGAAGACAACAACACAGAUCAACAGAUUACUGACCUGCAACAAGAAAGGGAUGACUUGAAAAUGCAACUCGUGCAGCUUCAAUCAGAAAUAGUCACAAAGAAUGUUCACUUCUCUGAAGAAGCCCUGCAAACUGAAGAAAAAGAAGUUCUAGAACUAACUAAGAUUCGCAAAGAGCUGGAGAAGGAGAUAACUCUUCUGAGGAGAAACAAGGCCGAAGUGGAAGCUGACAUCAUUGUCGUGCAAGAAGCUUUUAGACAAAGAGAGAAUGACGUCGAUUAUUUACGAAAAGAGAGAACGGAUCUGGAGCUGCAGAUCACAGCACUAGAAAGCCAAAUCACACGGCUGGGAGCUGAAUGCUCUGUGAUUAAAGAUGAGCGAGACAAAGAUGAGAACGAGGUUGAUAAGCUACGCAGAGAAAAGGCUGAAUUGGAGAGAGACGUUUUUAGUUUACAAAGCCAGCAACGGCACCUUGAGACGAAUAUUUCAGUGGGCGAUGAGGCUUGGAGGAAAAAAGCCAUAGCAACAAAUGGACUGCAAACAAAUGUCCAAGACAUCACUAACAAUCUGGAAACUUUGGCGAGGCGAAAAGAAGAUUUGCAAGCAGAAAUAAUAAAGAUCAAAGCGACAAGAGAUCAAGAGGAAAGAGAGAUGCAACAACUUCGCAGAGAAAAGUCCGAAAUUGAGGUUCAGUUGUCCGUGUUAAGGGCGGCGUCUAAAGAACAAGAACAAGAGUACAGGCCAGAGCAUGAAACGCAUGAUAAAGAGGGGUAUUUGGGAUCAAGGACUAACGACGUUUCUACCACACAGGAAGAACUAAAAGACGGGCUGAAACAAAAACAAGAUCUGCAGUCAGAAAUUUCAAAGAUCCAAACCCUAAAAAGCAACGAAGAAGACGAUUUGCUGAAUCUUCGACAGCAGAAAUCAGACAUGGAGAUGUAUAUUUACGAUUUGGAAAUUAAAAAACAGAGUCUUGAAAUGGAUGGGCUGUAUUCAAGAUCCGAGAGACAAGAACUAAGAAACGCACCAGAUCGAACGGAAGUAGAGGUGGCUUUCACAAGCGAUCGCCAAUUGGAUAAAAGUGAGGUUGACAAUUCACAAAACUACCAUACUUCACAACAGCAUGUAUCAUAUCAAACAACUCCAUUCUCAUCAUCAGAUAGUUAUCAGAUGACUUAUAAUAAUUCCGAUACCUCCAUCAAUAAUUCAUAUUUGCACAUCAAUCACCAACAACGCGGUCUUUCAUCUGAGACUCUCUCGACAAACCAAAACAGUUCUACACUCCACGAAGACUCCACCAAGGAAGACAACACCGUGGUCUCAUUGAGACGGGAGAGGAACGAGUUAGAAAGCCAAAUCUACGACAUGAGAAUACAGCUCACAAGACUGCAUGCAGAAGUGACGAGUCUGGAAAACAGAAGGACUGUUCUAGAAACAGUGCACCGGGAAUACGCUACCGUUGAUUUGGAAGUAAAGCUGACAAAAGGCCAUGCUGUUGGAGUUGACACUGAUCAGGACUGCAACACCGCAAGAUCUAUGACCGAGGAUGAGAAAGAUAUUUUAAUUCAAGAAUAUAAGGAUCAAAUUCGACAACUACAACAGCAAAAGCUUGAAUUAGAACAGAAAGUAAGCCUACUGGAGUGGCAGCUUGAAAACAUGAAACAAAAGCUGGAGCUUCAGGAAAUAACCCACCGACGGGAAAUGAGCACUUUGAGCGAAAAGAACCAGUCAUUUCAUGGUUUCCAAAGUGACAGACAAGAUGACACUCUCCAGGUGUUUUAUCAGAGGCUCUCCUAUUUCCUCAUGACUGGUGAACAUAGCAGCAAGGAAAUUAUGGAAGAAAUUGAAAGGCAAAUUUCAAACCUACAACAAAAGACGGCGUUUGAUUACAAAAACACUAAAGAAUUCGUGACCCCUGCCUCUGUGAAGCUGGAUAAAGAAAGAUAUUCUUCUAAAAUUGAUGGAACUGUUCCUCGGGAGUAUGCAACUCAAUUAAAGGCGCAGAUGGAAACAGCAGAUAAUCAGCUGAAAACAUGCGAGAAAAUAAUCCACAGAUUGUACGGUGAAAACAACGAUCUUACACAACAAAAUCUGAAUCUGGAGGGAAAGCUCAAGUCAGCAUCACGUUCUCAAGAGAAGCUUCAGCGCAAGAAAGUCCUUCUGCAAAAACUUGUCGAUAAACUCAAUGGUCAAGUAGAAAAAGAUGCGAUGCGACAUCAAUCUUACUUAGUAUUGGAACUCGAUAAAGAUGUUUCUUUAUAAAGGAUCGGUUUAACGGUUUUUAAAUGCGUACGAGAACCAAAAAAAAUGUUCAUCCGCACACUUUUUACUGGUUAUGUAAUUGAAACCUUGGGAUCCUUUUUUGUUUCUGAAGAAGAAACAAAUGCUGCGCAAGUCACGUGCCCAUUGGGUUGUUCAAUGAUUUUGUAUCAUCGUAUCGGGAAAAUGUAACGUAAACUUUUUAUAGGUUUUUUUUUAAUCAAUAUUUUCGGACUGGAAAUGUUUUAUUGUACUGAUUUAGUGAGAAACCUUAUAAACGGUGGGUUUUGCACCCUAAAAAAAUGUACAAAGUACUUGGAGGACUUAUUGGCUUCGUAGAGUUUCCCCUUUGAUAUUUCAUAUUUUUAGUCAAGGAAGAGGUGUAAGUAUUCAGACUAGGAGAAAGCCUAUGUACAUUAUUGCAUAAACAAUAAAUGGAGGCAAAACUUCGCACUUGGCCAUAUCGCGGGAAUUUGCCGGAAAAAUCCUGCGUCUCGUAAAUUUUUUUCAGGUUUUAUUCAAGGUUUUCGCAGUGUGAUCUACAAAGCGAUCUUUUGGAAAACCCCGUGGGAACGGAUUUGACUGAAAACUCGGGUUGAUGCUGAAUAACGCGCCAAAGUUUCGGUAGCUAACGAUCCUAAAAACUCUGUUUUUCUGUUGUUCAUCUCAAGAUUAAGACAUUAAUAUUCUCACAAAGCCUUGAAAUUUUAGAAUUGAAAUUGCCGUGAAACGAAACAGAAUACACUAGCUCAGGAGUGAAGACGGGCUCUAUUACUCUUAAGAUUUAUGGUUUGAAGUACAUCAAGGUUCCUAAAUUUUAAGGGACGUGCCCCCCUGAGGACCGAAUCUUGUCACUGAGGUUACCCCACUUCAUUCGCUGCUCUGUCCCCACGUCAGAGAUCUCUCGACU
This is a messenger RNA of Pocillopora verrucosa, 11903 nucleotides long. The record is from RefSeq and is a predicted model, not a curated record. Lineage: Eukaryota; Metazoa; Cnidaria; Anthozoa; Scleractinia; Pocilloporidae.